Molecule: messenger RNA, 1792 nt
Organism: Linum trigynum
Lineage: Eukaryota; Viridiplantae; Streptophyta; Magnoliopsida; Malpighiales; Linaceae
Source: the annotation of a GenBank genome assembly
CUUCACAUCCAAACAAAUUAGACAAAACAAUGGUAGCUUAUUACACCUUCCUUCUCGCCCCUCUCAUCCUCGUCCUCCUCGCCUCCACCGGCGCAGCGUCCACGCCAGCUUUCAACACACUGUCCGCCCGCAGCCAUGCCGUCCUCACGUCGUCCUGUCGCAACGCAAGGCACCCGGACCUCUGCUACUCGUCCGUAGCCGCCGCCCCGGCCGCCGCCCAAAUGGCCACCCAGAAGGACGUCAUCAAGGCUUCCCUCAACGUCACCUGCACAUCCGUCCAGCGCAACAUGAUCGCCAUCAGGAACCUGAUCGCCAUCAGGAAAGACCUCACCCCACGGGCCAGGUCAGCACUGCAGGACUGCCUCGUCACCAUGGACGAAUCCCUCGACGAGCUCCACGUGGCACUCGCCGACCUGGACGAUUAUCCGAAGAAGAAGAAGAAAUCCCUGUACAAGCACGCCGACGACCUGAAAACCCUACUGAGCGCCGCCAUGACCAACCAGGAAACCUGCCUCGACGGCUUCUCCCACGACGACCACGAGAAGGAGGUCCGCAAGUCCCUCGAAACAGGUCCCGUUCGGGUGGAGAAGAUGUGCGGCAACGCCCUCGGGAUGGUGGUCAACAUGACGGCCACGGACAUUAAUGCGGCAAACGGCGUCAGCAGGGAGGAGGAGGAAAGCAAGAGCGCUAGUAGUAACGGGGCGUGGCCGGAUUGGAUCAAGGCCGGGGACAGGAGGCUGCUUCAGGCGUCGACGGUCGCGGCCGACGUGGUGGUGGCGUCGGACGGCAGCGGGAAGUAUAAGACGGUGUCGGAGGCGGUGGCGGCGGCGCCGAAGAAGAGCAGCAAGAGGUACGUGAUCAGGAUAAAGGCCGGGGUGUAUAAGGAGAACGUGGAUGUUCCCAAAGACAAGACGAAUAUCAUGUUCGUGGGAGAUGGGAGGACGACCACCGUUAUUACUGGGAGCAAGAAUGUCGCUGACGGCUCAACCACCUUUAACUCUGCUACCGUUGUGGCGGUGGGACAGGGUUUUCUAGCGAGAGACAUAACAUUUCAGAACACGGCGGGGCCCUCAAAGCAUCAAGCUGUGGCGCUCCGAGUUGGUGCUGAUCUGGCAGCAUUCUACCGCUGCGACUUCCUAGCCUAUCAGGACACCCUGUAUGUCCACUCCAACCGCCAGUUCUUCCAUAGCUGCCUCGUUGUCGGCACCGUCGACUUCAUAUUCGGCAACUCCGCAGCCGUCUUCCAGAACUGCGACAUACACGCCCGCCGACCAAACUCGGGCCAGAAAAACAUGCUCACCGCCCACGGUCGAACCGACCCAAACCAAAACACCGGGAUCGUGAUCCAGAAGUGUCGGAUCGGUGCCACGUCGGAUCUCCAGGCCGUCAAGGGAAGUUUUGGCACUUACUUGGGGAGGCCGUGGAAGCAGUACGCUAGGACGGUGAUCAUGCAGUCAACCAUAAGCGACGUCGUACACCCAACAGGAUGGCACGAGUGGGAUGGCAAUUUUGCAUUGGACACAUUGUUUUACGGAGAGCAUAAGAACACUGGAGCUGGAGCAGCUACGAAUAGUAGGGUGAAGUGGAAGGGACAUAAGGUAAUCACCAGUGACACCGAGGCCGCAGCGUUUACGGCGGGUCGAUUCAUUGCCGGUGGGUCUUGGUUGGCAUCCACUACUUUCCCAUUUAGUCUCGGAUUGUGAUUUGAUUAUUGUUAUUAUUAUCAUCAAUAAAUAGUAGUCCGAGAGAAACAAUUAUUAAAAAGGCAAGGAAAUAAAAUAAGAGUGAGUGU